This is a messenger RNA of Camellia sinensis, 1042 nucleotides long. Lineage: Eukaryota; Viridiplantae; Streptophyta; Magnoliopsida; Ericales; Theaceae. The record is from RefSeq and is a predicted model, not a curated record.
AUGAGCUCUUCGCCUAGAACACCUACGAGUAAUCAGAUGAUUCAACUAUCACCAACCAUGCCUUCCAUUAGCACAACACACUUUUUGUGGGCAUGCAUGGGAGACUUGACCACACAAGAAAUUAUUUUUGAAGCUACUGUAAGAAAUAACAAGUCUGUGCAGAUGGCAAACUGGCUGAUUUGCAAUUCGACUUAUCAGCUGGAACCUGCAGUAUUUGCCCUAUUUCCAAAUAUCAUGCCUAUAGGUCCACUUUUGGCAAGCAAUCAGCUAGGAAAUUCAGCAGGCUACUUCUGGCCAGAAGACUCAACUUGCUUGGAAUGGCUUGAUCAACAGUCAGCAAACUCGGUCAUCUAUGCUGCAUUUGGGAGCCUUACCGUUUUUCGUGAGAUCCAGUUCCAAGAAUUGGCUUUGGGGCUUGAACUCACUAACAGGCCAUUCUUAUGGGUUGUGAGACCAGAUAUGGCUGAUAAGAACAACGAUGCUUACCCAGAAGGAUUCAAAGAAAGAGUAGCAACUCGUGGGCGAUUGGUAGGUUGGGCACCUCAGCAGAAGGUCCUGGGUCAUCCUUCUGUUGCUUGCUUUCUAAGCCAUUGUGGCUGGAACUCUACCAUGGAAGGCCUAAGCAAUGGAAUCCCUUUCCUAUGCUGGCCAUACUUUUGUGACCAGUUUCUUAACCAGAGUUACAUUUGUGAUGUGUGGAAAGUUGGAUUGGGGUUUAACCGCAAUGAAAGUGGGAUCAUCAAAAAAGAAGAAAUUAAGGAAAAAGUGGAGCAACUGCUCAGCGACAAGACAAUCAAAGCAAGGGCUUUGGAUCUAAAGGAAGUGGCUGCAAAAAGUGUUAAAGAAGGUGGUUGUUCUCACAAUAACUUUAACAAUUUUAUUAAAUGGUUGAAGGCAUAGACAAGUUGUUUAGGCUGCAAACAUGCUUGAUUUUAUUUCUUGGUUUGUGUCUUGAAUUUAUUAAUUGUAUGUCACUAAAACUGGACUUCGUAAUAUCUCUCCCAAACAGCUAUGCUAUGCUCUUCCUCUCUUAUUGUGCUUC